Molecule: messenger RNA, 3150 nt
Organism: Aspergillus melleus
Lineage: Eukaryota; Fungi; Ascomycota; Eurotiomycetes; Eurotiales; Aspergillaceae
Gene: MAM3
Product: cell agglutination protein Mam3, variant 2
Exons: 2
Coding region: 884-2665 (593 amino acids)
Biological process (GO): magnesium ion homeostasis
Cellular component (GO): intracellular membrane-bounded organelle
Source: RefSeq, a predicted model, not a curated record
UCUCGUGUACCAUCAUCCUCCCUCUUAUCUUAUUCACGUUUAUUCAAACCUUUUUUCCCCCGUUUCCUUUCUUCUAUCCUUUGUUCUCAUCAACCAUUCAAUUCAAAUAAUCAAUCUGAAAUCUACCUGCUUACUUGCUUCGCCGUCCGCCCCACCUCCUAGUGUCUGCUUGGCUUCCGAUCGCGACUGGGCGCGGCACACCCCUUUACCCUGGAUUUGUUCAGCCCAGGCUUACCCGCAAAUUGUCAAUAGGCAGUCCGACUAGGGACAAAUAAAUAUGUCCCCCAUCUAACCCGCUGCCUCCCUUUCAUUCUUUUUCUUCUCCCUCGCUGCCCCGCCCACUGCUGAUGGCUACAAGUCCGGCCAUCCGUAUUCUGGCCCUCCGGCCGGUUGUCCACGGUUUAGGAAAAUUGUUCCUUUUCACUCUCGCACAGCUACCUCUCAUCGCCGGCGCUCCGACGGUUCCUUAUCUCAAACGCUCCGAAGAAGUCCACGCAUUAUCCCCCAGCGACCCUAGUCUAUGGCUGUAUCUCGGUGUGGCCGCCGCGCUCGUCUUGACCGGCGGCGCAUUUGCCGGUCUGACCAUCGCUUUGAUGGGCCAGGUAUGUUCGCCACCGGCAAACCAGGCAGCACCUAUUAAUCCUUGGCUAAUUUUGGCGAUAGGAUGAGGUCUAUCUGCAGGUCAUUCAGACAUCCGGUGAAGGCGCAGAGCGAAAAAAUGCAGCCAGCGUGUUGAAAUUGCUAAAACGGGGAAAACAUUGGGUUUUGGUGACUCUCCUGCUCAGUAACGUCAUCACCAACGAGACCCUCCCCAUUAUUCUGGACCGAUCGCUUGGCGGGGGUUGGCCUGCGGUUCUCGGCAGUACAGUCCUCAUUGGUAACAAUGCACUUCCCCCUCACUUUCCAAUAUGAGCGAAAUUCGACUGACCUUGUCGGUCGGCGUCCAGUGAUUUUCGGCGAGAUCGUCCCCCAAUCCAUCUGCGUUCGGUAUGGCCUUCCCAUCGGUGCUUGGAUGGCCCCUUGUGUUCUGGCCUUGAUGUACCUUAUGUCGCCCGUGGCGUGGCCCGUCGCCAAAUUACUCGACCGCCUGUUGGGUGAGGAUCACGGUACAAUCUACAAAAAGGCGGGUCUGAAGACCCUGGUAACGCUCCAUAAGACUCUGGGAGAAGCGGGCGAGCAGCUCAACUCCGAUGAAGUUACCAUCAUCAGCGCUGUCUUGGAUCUAAAGGACAAGGCGGUUGGUGCCAUCAUGACCCCAAUGGAGGAUGUUUUCACCAUGUCUGCCGAUACCGUCCUUGACGAGGAGACGAUGGAUUUGAUCCUCUCCCAGGGAUACUCCCGCAUCCCCAUCCAUGCUCCGGAUAACCCCCUCAACUUUGUCGGCAUGCUUCUAGUCAAAAUGUUGAUCACUUACGACCCGGAAGAUUGCAAACGGGUCCGCGAUUUCGCCUUAGCCACGCUCCCCGAAACCCGUCCCGAAACUAGCUGUUUAGAUAUCGUCAACUUCUUCCAGGAAGGCAAGUCGCACAUGGUACUGGUCUCAGAAUACCCCGGUGAGGACCGGGGCGCCUUGGGCGUGGUUACACUAGAGGAUGUGAUAGAAGAACUGAUCGGAGAGGAAAUUAUCGAUGAAUCGGACGUUUUCGUUGAUGUCCACAAAGCCAUCCGGCGUAUGACACCUGCUCCGAAAUCCCGCGUGCCCAAGGGCAGAAUCGUGGAAGAACCACCCAUGCUAUCGAGCCAUCCCGCUCAAGGCACCUUAGUCGACAUCGGAGCUGAAGGUCGGGGACGAAGACAGUCGGAGGGACGGCGAAGCUCGGUGGAAGCCCCGUUGCCACGAUUCCAGCUCCGCAGACAACAGUUGGACAAAGGCGCGGAUUCGCCCGAUGGUUGGGUCACUCAACGGGGAACCACAGAUGAGAUUCGCGAACAUUUGAAGCAUCUUGGGCCUUCCAAUCUGGCCAGUCGGCCCCGUCAUACCCGGUACCAGAGCGUGAAGAUCAAGCGAGCCGGUGGUUCACCGACACGGUCGGGACAGACGGAUGGCGAUUCGGCCCUGAGUACUUCCGGGUCUGGGCAUCGUCGUGCCUCUUCGCUCGGUUUACCCGGUACCAGUGGUGGCAUCGGUGCCGGGCUCCUCCAAUCGGGCGGCUUGGACGCACGCGAUGGCGCGCAUGCACUACGUCUCGGGUACGACACCAUGUCGCAUCCUCCAGCCACAGAUACCGCAACCCAGACGAAAGAUGGGUCAGGGAUAUCCAUCCCGGAAGCCGUCAAUGAAGAGCAGGACGAAUAUGGACGCUCUGCCGGGUCAAGUGCAGCGAUCAGCAUCUGGUCUUCUGACUCGCGGUCCCGAGACCGCCUUAAGGCGACCAGCUAUCAACACCAAGGGCCCGCCCGCAGUGGCAGUAUUACCGAGCAGGUGGUCGAUGUCAACGGAAUUCGUAAAGUGGUUCUACACACGACGAGUACGAGUUCCUCCGACGAUGAAUUUGGAGGCAAAUUCCCAGUGCGCCAGGAUGGACAGAUCCAUGACCUUAAUAAUGAUACCGAGAUGACGAAUACCAAUGGACAGAAGAAACGUCGUCGGCGACACAAGCGGGGCAAGGCUUCGAAGGGAUCGCGGGAUGACCAAGAAGAAUCGGCACUUCUGCUGCCGCAAUGACCUUAAGCCCAGGCUCUCAUGCUCCUUCUCUGCUGGUCAGACAGGGCACACUUCAGUUCUACGCACGGGAGCGUCUCAGAUUGUAUGAUUUGUUGUGUGGAGACGUUUGGACGUGCCCUUUCUCUCUAUCACUUUGUGGGGACAUAGCUUCCACCAAGCAUAGCCUGUAUAAUGCAUCAUUGAUCUUUCUUGUCCUGCUAUAUGAGUUUAACAUGCACUCUUCCCCUAGUAUCAGUAUAGCAGUAUGUAUCCGACAUAUACAGCCCUACAGCCGCUCUGCCGACGCUCGGCUCUAGUCCUGCUCUACUAUCAAAGCCCCUGAUCAUCUCCAGUUCUUUCCACCCAGGCCAGACAUGGUUAUCUAUCCAAUAUGCUAGUAAAAAGAAUUACCCGUAUUAAAUCAAAGACUCGGGCCUAUUUCACAGGACUCUACAGUGCUAAGCGUUUCGCCAGUCAAGUCUAACAUUCAUCAAACCAAAUGAAUA